This is a messenger RNA of Pocillopora damicornis (cauliflower coral), 2996 nucleotides long. RefSeq lists its product as uncharacterized. Gene Ontology annotation, molecular function: calcium ion binding; oligosaccharide binding. Lineage: Eukaryota; Metazoa; Cnidaria; Anthozoa; Scleractinia; Pocilloporidae. The record is from RefSeq and is a predicted model, not a curated record.
UCUCCUUGUUGUGUUAAGAUGGGCUGUGAUGAAAGAAAUGUCACAAUUCUCUGUUUUAAAACUAUUUGUUUAAAUCCUGUAUGGCUCAUCCUUCUUUUUUUAGCACAUGGAGAUGGAUGUCGCAUGAUUCAGUUCAGAGAACAAAAACAAAAUGUGGCUCUAACGAACCAUAUCAUAAAAAGUGAACAGGUAUUUGACAGAGAUACCUGCGAACUGAAAUGUUACCAGGAUCCAAAUUGCGUUUCCUACAACUAUGGGCCAUCAGCAGAUGGAAACCUACUCUGUGAACUAAGCGAUAAGACCCAUUCACAAGUCCCUGCCAAUGACUUAAAGGCAAAAGAAGAUUAUAUCUACAGUCUAAUCACAGCUAACGCUUGCCAAAGCAGUCCAUGUAAACUUAACUCGACAUGUCAAGCAGGAUUUGGGGCUCAUGGAUACCGAUGCAUUUGUCCAGAGGGUUAUCAUGGGGAAACUUGUGAAUUAGAUGUUAACGAAUGUGCGGUGGCUACUCACGACUGUUCUCCGAACGCUGAUUGUUCAAAUGUUAUGGGAUCAUUUCACUGCAAUUGCAAAUCUGGAUAUAGUGGUGAUGGUAAAACUUGUCAAGCUUUUGGCUCCACCAAGGAACUCGCUGUUUCCUCUUGCAAGUCUCUAUCUUCAUUCAACUUUCCCAGUGGUGUCUAUUGGCUCGAUGUAGAUAGCGGGUCCCGAGACAACUCUUUCAAAGCUUACUGCGAGAUGGAAACUGAUGGAGGAAACUGGACAUUGGUUUGGAGUUACACCUUUACUAACUACUCAAAUUUUCAAGCAAGCUCUAAUGCAAUAACACCCCGACCCAAUUGGCAUGUCUUCAUACCAAGUCGCGUAGACGUCACCGUAUCUAAAAACCCACCCUUGAGUGAAACGGACUUCAAUGCGUUCGAAUUUUCUAAAUGGAAAAUUUUUGGAGAGGAAAUUUUGGUCAAAAGCAACAUCAACAAUUGGAUAAUUUGCUCAUCUGGAGACGGAAAUCUAGCCAAGUGGUCGGACGGGCCUGUAAAUUGUAAGAUCAUCAAGAGCAUCACUGAACAUUGCCCAGAUGGGCCGCCACCCACACAUUUUUUUCGAUAUUUUGGCAGAUACUGUGGACCAAGUUUUUUUAGUGAUUCUUUUCAUUAUUACUUUGAUGGCUGCACAAGGUAUAACUGGCCAACGCAUGACCCCUGUGGGCAAAACUCUGACAGAGGAUUGAAGAAUAUACAAAAUCCACACGGAAAUGUGUUUAUUCGCUGAUUCUUCGAUACUCUUCAGAUCACUUUCGCAUCAGCCUUACACUGGAUAAGGUUGUGCUUAUCAGCAGUGAUCACAAACUGCUUGCUACAGUACCAGUUUCAGAUGAAGUAGUUUAAGGCGUUCAUCAUUUUAUAGGGGUUAUAAUCUUCCAUUCUUUAAUAACACUGAUAUUAGGUUAGAAGACGGGUUAAAACUCCUAGAAAGACUUCCGAAAAAAUGAUGGACCACCCUUGUUUCACGUCGUCCACCGUGUCCAUCGUGUCCUUUACAUUUACAUCUAAAAUUAUCUUCUCAGCACGCAAUGCAAGACACAAGGAGGACCUGAGACUCCCAGAGGUGUAGCUUGGGAGGGAGGGGUCCUGUGGUGGUCGUGAACUCCCUCUUUGUAAGCCUUUUUUAUGUCACAUGCAUUAGGUAAAACACGGCGUAAAGGUCGACAUGACAAUCUGCUGAGUACCCUCUGUUUGACACGAUGUGACCCUCCCCUCCACCUUUGAAAAAUCCUGAGUAUACCCCUGGAUUCCCCCUUGUGUUGCAAAGACUGAAAGCAAGCAAAGACCACACCACCAGGCUUAUAAAGUCCAUGUAUUUAUAAAUAGGAUCUUCACUGUUUCAUAUUUAGUUAAUUUUUCUUUUAUUAUCAGCAUCCAUGUAAGACAAAUUUCUUUCUUGUAUCCUUUUUUGUUGUUUCUUUCAUCAUCAUCAUCGUUAUAACUAAUAUAAUAAUAAUUAUUAUUACCAUUAUGAUUACGUGAUGUACAAACGAUAGCAUCCUGAGUUUUGAAACUAUCUUUUGUAUCUACUUUCAAAAGAACAUGCCUUCAAGAGGUUGACAUUUUGUUCAUAUAGUAACAUUUACUUCUUGUCGGUCAAAUUUUAAAACCAAAGGUACUUGCAUAAAACACGAGAUACAGUAGUCUAAUAGAAAGAACAUUAAAUCGUUCCAGCAGGCAAGAAAAAUUGAACUAUUGGAGAAUUAGAGUGAAACCUUAGUCUAAUCAUUACGAAACAACACAGAACACUGUUUUGAACCAUGUUCGAGCACUGCUGCUUCGUGAUUCCACAACAUUUUGACCGCUGUGAUAAGAACAAUGUUGUCGAUAAGAGCACAGAACACGUUAAACCAAUGUCGAUUUGUUAAAUAGAACUUAAGCACUGCCAUUACCAAUUUGUAAGCAUUUUAAUGUAUGAUAAGGAUAAUAAGAGAUAAAAUGCAGUGUGUUAUUAGUUACGUUGUGUAUAGGACCUGUUUUAUAAUGUUGGCAGAAUAUCUCUAUAAAAUGCAAAAAUAUGUAAGGAAAUGAAGAACGUUUCACCAUAGAGGUUCAAUUUUUCAAUCAAGUUUUCAUUUAUCUAUAAACGUGAUAAUUAAUUAUAUAUCCGUGAUGAUAACUGCUCUGCUACCGUUAACAGUUUCCAGCACUAGCAAAUGCCAAACACGUCUCUCAAAUAUGGGCUUAACGAACGUACAGAUUCCAACUUCCUAUUCAUUUAAGAGAGAAUUAUCUUCGCAUUUCGUUAAUUUCCAUGAAGUUUUACUAAUAAUUGCUGUAUUUUGCGAUUUCUGUUAUUUGUUUAUUUUAUUGAUAAAAAUCCAUUGUAAAAAUUAUCUAUGUAUUUGUUCCGUAAUCGUUUUCUUUUAAUUAGGUGUAUAUAUGUAAAUAAUUCAGUUGAAUACAGCAAGGCCUCUUUCCUGACUAAUAAACAUAUUUUCAAUCGUUAAA